UCGGUACACUUCCUUUCUCUGGGUGUCAGGCAGUCUGAGAAAAACUCAACUGUAGGUCAAACUUGAGAUACUUUCUUUUAAAUGCGCUCCAAAGAGUUAAUCUGAAAGAGUUUUGGGCCGGAAAUCUGGUGGGUGUGAGAGCGUAGUGAAGAAACGGGACGGGGGAAGCAUACUUGAGAAGUAGGGAGCUUUUCUAAUGAGCCGCGCAAAAAGUUAGACAGUAAGUUGGAUCUGAACAGGAAUAAGAAAACUUGAAGAUUUUAAGGAUGACUGAGAAAGAGUUGGUGAUUGACGACAUCAUAACAGAUGCAAUGGCCACUCCAUCUCCAGCCAAGAGUAUGGGCGACCCAGGCAUCACGCCACUUUCCCCCACACACAUACUGAAGGACUCCGAAGAGGAUGAGCCUACGAGACACCCCUAUGUGGUGGUGGUGGCCAUCGACUUUGGCACCACCUCCAGUGGCUACGCAUACGCCUUCACUAAAGAGCCAGAGUGCAUUCACACUAUGAGGCGCUGGGAGGGUGGGGACCCAGGUGUGUCCAAUCAGAAGACGCCCACCACCAUUCUAUUGACCCCAGACAGGAAGUUCCACAGUUUUGGUUAUGCAGCCCGAGAUUUUUACCACGACCUGGAUCCCACCGAGUCUAAGCAAUGGCUCUACCUGGAGAAGUUUAAGAUGAAACUACACACCACUGCAAAUCUGUCCAUCGAUACGGAUUUAAAUGCGGCCAAUGGGAAAAAGGUGAAAGCUCUGGAUAUUUUUGCUUAUGCUCUGGCCUUCUUUAAGGAGCAGGCUCUUAAGGAGCUGAGUGACCAAGCAGGAGCAGAUUUUGAUAAUGCUGACGUCAGAUGGGUCAUCACAGUACCAGCCAUCUGGAAAAUGCCGGCGAAGCAGUUUAUGAGAGAGGCAGCAUAUAAGGCUGGUCUGGUUUCUCGUGACAACCCUGAUCAGCUGAUCAUUGCUCUGGAACCAGAGGCUGCAUCCAUUUACUGCAGAAAGCUGCGUCUCCACCAAAUGGUUGAUUUGGGCAACAAAACGGCCCUGAACGGUUACAGCCCAACUGAGAAUGUUGGAGGGGGAAUGACACAGGCCAAGGAGCAUGUGCGCCGUAACCGACAGAGCCGCACCUUUCUGGUGGAGAAUGUCAUAGGAGAGCUCUGGUCUGAACUCGCUGAAGGUGAUCGUUAUGUAGUCGUGGAUUGUGGAGGAGGGACUGUGGAUCUUACUGUGCAUCAGAUCCGCAUGCCGGAAGGACACUUGAAGGAGCUUUACAAAGCUUCAGGAGGCCCGUAUGGCUCUAUUGGUAUAGAUUAUGAAUUUGAGAAGCUCCUGUGUAAGAUAUUCGGACAGGAUUUCAUCGAUCAGUUUAAGAUUAAGCGUCCGGCUGCCUGGGUGGAUCUGAUGAUCGCGUUUGAGUCUCGUAAGAGGGCGGCGGCUCCUGACCGAAGCAACCCAUUGAAUAUUAAUCUUCCCUUCUCUUUCAUCGACUACUACAAGAAAUUCAGAGGGCACAGUGUAGAGCAUGCGCUGAGGAAGAGCAAUGUUGACUUUGUGAAGUGGUCUUCACAGGGCAUGCUGAGGAUGAGCCCAGAUGCAAUGAAUGCACUGUUCAAACCAACUAUAGACCACAUUAUACAGCACCUGACUGAGUUAUUUGAUAGACCAGAGGUGACAGACAUCAAGUUCCUUUUCCUGGUGGGAGGAUUCGCAGAGUCUCCGCUGCUCCAGCAGGCUGUUCAGAACAUGCUCCAGGGCCGCAGCCGAAUUAUUAUUCCGCAUGACGUGGGUUUGACCAUCCUCAAGGGGGCGGUGUUGUUCGGCCUGGAUCCCAGCGUCAUAAAGGUGCGCCGCUCUCCGCUCACCUACGGUGUGGGCGUCCUGAACCGCUUCAUAGAAGGAAAGCACCCACCUGAGAAGAUGCUCGUGAAGGACGGUACGCGCUGGUGCACCGACGUCUUCGAUACAUUCAUCUCUGCCGAUCAGUCAGUGGCACUGGGUGAAACGGUAAAGCGUAGCUACACGCCGGCGAAGCCGUCGCAACAGGUGAUCGUCAUUCACGUAUACUGCUCAGAAAAAGAGUCGGUCAGUUUCAUCACGGACCCAGGCGUGAGGAAGUGCGGUACGCUGAAGCUGGAUGUGAGCGGUACUGAGAGUCCAGCGGCACGAAGAGAGAUCCAGACGCUCAUGCAGUUCGGAGACACUGAGAUAAGAGCCAUGGCUGUCGACGUGGCGACCUCUCGCAGUGUCAAAGCUAGCAUCGAUUUCCUUAGUCAGUAGAGGAAGAUGAGGGAUGAGUAAACCACACACUGCAGAAACUCGUUUUAGUUAUGUUUUCCAGUAAAAAUAUCCAAACAUCCUUAAAACAACUUUAAUUUAAAAAAAAGUAUGUAUUAUGUAUUAAAAGUGUUACGCAUUCCACAAAAAUGUUAUGCUGCACAACUGCUUUUAAAACUGCUAAAAAACAAUAAAUGUAUCUUAAGCACCAAAAUAGCAUAUUCAAAAGAUUUUUGAGGAAUCAUGUGACAUGAAAGACUAGUAAUGGCUGCUGAAUUCAGCUUAUUCACAGGAAUAAAUUACAUGUUAAAAUAUAAAUACUACAACAGAAAUGUAAUAAUAUUACUGUUUUACUGUGUUUUUUUUACAUAACUGCAGCCUUGGUGAACAUAAGGGACGUCUUUCGAAAAAACAUGAAAAACUCUUAAACUGAAAAACCCUAAACUUUUCAACAGUAGUGUACUGAAUUGCAUUUAUUUACAAAUAGUUUUAUUUUCUUGUUACUUAAAACGCUAAACUGUAGAUUUAUGCUUAAAACAUUAAGAAAAAACGAUUGGGCAAGAAAUUCAAGAUGUAUUCUUUAAAAUGGUCUUAAUAUCUUAUGCAAUUUUUUUCCUCAACUAAAUAUUUAAAGUUUAAGGAUGUUUAGAUGUUUAGACUGGAAAAUGAGACAAAAUGCUGAUUUAAAAAUUAUUUUGCAGUGUAGAAGGAUAGAGGAAAGCAAGACUAAACUAAAAACAGAGAAUGAAUGAGAAAUUAAGGUUUGGGGUCUCAACUAAUAUACCAUGUUUGCCCACCUUCCAUGUGACAUUUGCUUGAAUAGUUGUGCCAUUCAUGUUGUUUUAUUUGGUUACUUCAUUUUACAGAUUCACAACUGGACUCAGCUUAAGAUAAAAUGUGGCCAAGUUGAGUUUAUUUUCAUUCAGGCUCAGUCCAUUAUUCUCUGUAUGCUUCUAUUAUAGUCUGUUUGUGGUCUUAGUGGCUAUUUUCUGCACAGAGAUGCAAAUUCUGCAUGGAUAGAGCCGAAAUACAGCUGCAUAUUGCUAGUAGUGCAAUUUGGGAUAGCAUCCUAUAAUAACUUAGCAAGACAAGUUCAGGUUAAGGCAGCUACGGUAGUCUUAAACACAUCAUGGUAGAAAUAUAACAUCGUUCUCUUACAAAACAUACUGCUUUGCUCUUGAACUCUGGUUUAUUACCUCCAAGGCCCAGUCCAGAACCAGUUCAUUUAUUUAGGAUAUGAUGAGGAGGUAAAUAGAUGGUUUUGGCUACUGGACUGGUGGCCUGAGUCUGAAACACAAACUCAGUAUGUUCUUCAUCUCAAACAUUUAAGACUAACUUUGAGAAAGGUACCGAAACCUGAGCUACACAUCACAAAGGUGCUGAUUCCUGUGACAAAAUACCGUCAGUUUGUUACACUAGUGCUACAGGACUACAAGGCAAAAUCCUUUUAUUUUAUUUUUUUGUUUGUGUUGUUCUUGCGUCUCAUUUUUGUCUGUUUCUUUUUUUGUACGUCAAGGCAUUUUACUGAGUUCUUUGGCAGGAGAUUGAGUGCGCGAUUUUCGUUUGUCGCAAAAUUUAGCUAAUCUUCAUAUUGUUGGUCAGUACGUUGCUCUAAGCAGAAUGAGAAUGCGUAAAUCCUAGAAUGUGAAUCUUAAUCAUCAUUUGAAGUGGCAGUGACAGAGAAGCUGCUAGCUGUACCUGCAACAUGAUUUGAAACGAUAGCCAUUGCUAUAUGCUAGUUGCCUUUAAUCCUGCUCCUUAGAAAGAGAAGCCACUGUUUUUUUUUUUCUGUUUUUUUCUGUUUUUAUUUUCUAUUUUUAUUUAGGAGAUUAUUUUGGAGAAUAUGUGACAAAUGAAAAUGUUUAUUUCUGUAUAUACAGUAUUUAAAGAUAUUGUACAGAUUUUUAGCGUUGUUUUAGCAUUAGCGGCUUUAUGAGCAGUGUGUGUAUGCUGGCCUUAAGAGCACACAUUCUUUCUUCCACUCUCACCAGCCUUCAUAUGGAUAUAUAAUUCAGAUAUUACCCUAAUCAAAACCCAAACAUAACCCCAAGAACUAAAACGUAAUCCCAUUCCCACAGCCAUAACCCCAACCUACACCCCUAUGUAGACCAAAAUAUCCCAUUUGAAACUUGCGCUAUGUUCAUACUGUCAGUUUUUGGAAUUGUCAGCUGCAGUUACUUAAAGUCUUGAAAUGUCCCAUUCACACAGAACUUACAGUUGCGUCUCGAAUACUGUCUUGUAUGUGCAACGGAAGGCAAGCACGUAUAGAUGGUUUGCACUUACAGUUUGGUCAGUUACCUGGAUGCGUGGCCAUAUUAGAGAUACUCGGAUGUAAACAACAGCACUGUUAUUGUACUACUGAAUCUGUUGUUCUGCUCAUUUAUGCUGUAUAAACCACAGAAAAAAUGUGUGGAAGCUGCUAAAUCAUAUAGAGGACUUAGUAAGCAGCAAAGGGUGCAAUAUUUUGACAAACGAAAGUUAAUAGGUGGUAAAGAUACGUACGAGCAGUACGAGCAGUAUUAUUAAAGAUAUUAGCCUAAUUUUUCACCUACCUGACCAUAAAGAACAAGCACCAAUGUUGUUGCUCUGGAAUCCUAGUUCAGUUUGGCCAACCACAAACACCUACUGUUCCUCAGACAGUUUUUUGCACUCUUCUCCUUGAUUUGUUGUAACUUUUAGCAGUCUGUAGUACUCCAAAUGUUUUCCCUGGUAAGACCGAUUAGUGCAGCCCAAAACAUGACAGUAAUUGACCAUUUUCAGCAGCAAUUAUCAGCAAAAUUUGUGAGUUCCGUUCGGUUCUGUGGUAAUGUUUACGUUUGUGCCGCCAAUAUGACCGAUUGAUGAAGCGUCGUGAAAACACUUUAUUCCUUACCAAUAACCAUAGCGCCAGUGACCAAAGUGAUAUCAAAGAUGACAACGUUCUUAGAACUUAAAGUUCUGUCACUUUUUGGCACGACAAGAGUCCAGUCGAGCCGCGAGUUCAAAUCUUCAUUAACCGACAACAGCUUUUGGGUGGACAGCGAAGCAUUUGAGUCACGCACACAACCACAAACUGACGGGAACGGCUCCGGUAGAGAAAAAACUGUCUGGAUCUAAAGCUUUCAGGUGACACAGCUCAUUUCUCCAUCACUAUAAGAUACUAAAACCUCAUAUGAAAACACGAGACACGCGUUUGUGCAGCAGAGUCUCUCUCACAAUGUAUGAUUUGACAGAAAACUAGUUUCAAGUCUCGUUCCCUGCGGAUGAGUCCUGAAAAUUUACAGGUGUGCUUUUGGUUACAGAAUGCAGUUUUCACGACGCGUCAUCAGUUGGCCAUAUUGGCCGUUCAGAAAUAAACAAACUCACUUAACCGAAAAGAACUCUCAAAUUUAGCUUACUGCUGCUGAAAUUGGUCAAUUACUGUCAUGUUUUGGGCUGGAAUAAUCGGUCGGACAGAGAAAAACAUUUGUAGUGCUACAGACCUCCAAAAAUGAUAACAAAUCAAUUAGAAAGUGCAAAAGACUGAGGAAAGGUGUUUGUGGUCGACCAAACUUAAUCAGGAUAUCCAGGGCAAGAAUCUUGACAUUUGUGUUUGUUCUUAUCAUUUCUGGUCAGGUAGGUGAAAUAUUAGGCUAAUAUCUUAAUUAAUACUGCUUGUAUAUAUCUUUACCACCUGUUAACUUUAGUUUGUCAAAACAUGAUGCACUCUCCUGCUUACUAAGACCUUAACUAUAUGAUUUAGCAGCUUCCACAUGUUUUUUUCCUAUAAAUUAGCAGAACAACAUAUUCAGUAGCACAUUAACACGUUGUUUACAUUCAAGCAUCUCCAAUAUGGCCACGCAUCCGGGUAACUGAACAAACCAUGACAUAAGUGCAAACCCUCUAUACAGCAUUGACAACCACUGUGUGAACAUAGCUUAAUCUAAUUCCCAUUUUUCAAUUCUCAAAUGCAUUUGUGUGAAAUGCCUUUGUUGCUCUAUUUUUAGAAACUACUGCAAAGAUCACAAGACUUGAAAACCUUUGACCUUAACAACUUUGCUCGCAGUUGUCAUUUGAAAUGAGAACUUUGUGGUAUAUUUUGAUUUGGGAAAUGAGGUGACUAAUAGUUUGUGGUGUGUAUGUGGUCUGUAGAUGAUACCACAAAUGAAAGGCGAUAGUCGUGCAUUUGGUUUGGAAGAUAUUGAGAUAAAUGCGACACUAAAAAAUGAAAGCAAUAAAGGUAUUGCGAUGUGACGUUCCACAUUUUAUUCCCACUUACUCCAUCGUGCUAUUCUGCCAAUGUGAAGUUCGUGUGUCAAAGCUUCAGCUGCGAAAUUAUACUGUUGCUAUGGAAAUGUAUUAAUCAACCAUUUUAGAUCAUUGAGGUAAUAACCAAACAUUUUUAUCACUUGAAAGUCAGCAUGCAACUCAACUAUGGCAUCUGUCUAGCAAUUGCUUUUCCAUAGAUUUGCACAGCAAUACAAGAAGCGCCAAAUAGUUCUUGCACAGGACAAUUAAAUUUUGUGAUAAUAGCACAGAUCAUGAAUCAAAAGUUUCCCUCUAAAUACAUAAACCAUUCAAAGCAUCAAGGUGACCAGAGAUUGUGAAUAAAAUAUCAUCAAAAAUAAUAUCAUGAAAAAAAAUGCUAAAGCUUAUCAUUGUAAUCUGGAUUUGCUGCUCAUGUGAUUGUUAAUUGCAAAAAUUGCAUAUGCUCUGCACGAUUCGCAUGAGUGACCAACAAAUGAGAUUUUUGUUCAUUUAAAUAUUCUACUUAAAUUUCUGGACAGUAAAACCCAAGCUACCACAGAUCAUGCUCUCAUUGGCUAUGCAAGGCAGUAGAAGCAGGAAGUGAUGUCAUCACAUGUGAUAUGUGUGCAUGCACUUGUAGGGCAGACAUACACCUUUACAAAUGUGCAGAUUUUAAAGUAAGCACACCUUUUUAGCUUUGAGAGUAUCGAUGGUGUGGAUGUUAAAAAUAAUCUUUUUGUUUUGCUGGUUUAAACUUUUGCUUUUGUUCUUCACCUUUUUGCACCAUAUCUGUUCAUGGGCAGCUUUGCUGUUUUGUUUUUUAUUGAUAACACAAUGUAUAGCCUCUUUAUAAAAUGUAGUUAUUGCUAUGCUUAUAUAAGCACAUAAAGAGCACUAUUCAUUUGUUAACUUGUUUUCAGUUUCAUUUUCAUCACUCUGUUUGAAAUAUUAAGAUGUUUAUUCCUGUAGAGGGACAUUUGCUAAUAAUUCACUGUGAAUUUGAUUUUGAAUGGCUUUUCAGCAUUAUUUUAUUUAACUGGUUUUAGCUAAAAGACAAUAAACCAGUUCAUAUGGUUUGAAAAAAAAAAAAAAAAAACUGAGAAGAAUUUCACUGUUUGCUAGAGUCUGUGCUUUAAAUGCUUGAAAGUCACUUAGUCAUUCACUUAGAUCCAAGAUGGCUGCUCGGCUCUAGAGCUGACGUGGACUUUCACUCACUGUGUAAGCUCACAAACUAUACCUACUGGGUUGUUUUUAGUCAAUGAAUACAUUGUCACUGCUCUUGCCAUAUGCACAUCCAAAAAGAUUUGCAACUGUAUUUCAAUCAAUGCCAAGUACUAACAGCCAAACUGUCACUCAAUAAAAAAUGUGUAUUUCAAAAUA
Labeo rohita (rohu) is the source of this 7862-nucleotide messenger RNA. RefSeq names its product heat shock protein 12A (gene hspa12a). Lineage: Eukaryota; Metazoa; Chordata; Actinopteri; Cypriniformes; Cyprinidae. The record is from RefSeq and is a predicted model, not a curated record. The transcript has 12 exons. The coding region runs from base 267 to 2279 and encodes 670 amino acids.